Molecule: messenger RNA, 1498 nt
Organism: Larimichthys crocea (large yellow croaker)
Lineage: Eukaryota; Metazoa; Chordata; Actinopteri; Sciaenidae
Exons: 2
Coding region: 176-790 (204 amino acids)
Source: RefSeq, a predicted model, not a curated record
GCUCACACGUACAUUACGUCUCUCUCUGUGCUCUCAACGAAGGCGGUCGCAUCUUUCUUCCUCUCCUCCCCCUUUCCUUGCCUCCUCUGCUCCUCUUGUCCGUCUAGUCUUUUUGUCUUAUACUUUUGAAGAGACUCUCUCUGCACUGCUCUUCAAAGCGAUCAAAGCAAUCAUCAUGGAUUUGAUCAACUGGUCUCUAAGUGCAAUUGACACCAUCUACUCAAUGAGAAGCCCGGGUUUGGGGGAACCUAAAUGUCCCGCCGGGACGUUCGCAGCUGGCUACUCGAUGGAUGUGUGGGAGAAGUGGCGUGUCGUGUGUCUGGCGGCUCUUUCUGUGGAGGACGCUGAAGAUGUGUACCUGUUCUGGAUGAUGAUGACAAGUGUUUUGCUGAUUGGAUCGGGCAUUGCCCUGCUUCAUCGGGGAAUGAGGAAAACGUUGGCAGCCGUGCAAAGCCCCGUAAAGCUGCCCGUAAUGAUUGAAGAACUGAGCAGAGCUGUCGGGAGUCUGAAUGAGACCUUGAACCGCCAUAUGGAAAACAUCAGAGCUUUGAAUCGCAAAGUGGACGACAUCACAAAGACUAUGAACCGGAACAUGGUCACCAUCACAGGAGCGAUGGAUAACAUCAAGAUCAACCGCGAUAUGGACAACAUCACGGAGAAGCUGACAGUUUUGCAAAGGGCCUUGGCCGAGGCCGCCGCUGCUGGAAUAACAACUUCCCCGGAAGAACACUGCAGCGAAACGCUCUUAUGUCCCCACCCCCCUCCUACAGCUCCCGCUGACACUUGUUGACUGUUCUGCCAUGACCCUGAUCAAGGCACACUGGCAACUGCCAUGCCAUCGCCAUAACAACUCUGCGGACUCCAUGAUUACGUCUUCAGGCCUACGCACACAUGCACACAUAUACAGAUAUGCUUUCACUGCCACACUGCCAUCCCCCCACCUUCACCGCUUUGUUCCCCCGGCCUGUCGAGGCGGGUCUGCGACCAGGCCUCCUCCACUCCCUCUCUCCCCUGGUUACAACUGAUGUGUCCCAUGUUGUAGAGUGUACUGAAUAUGUGCUAUAGAUGCUGAGGUGUUUUUUGUCCUGCUCCCAGAGUGUACUCCUGUAAGGAGCGUAGUCUGGGGGCUGCUCUUUUUUGUCUUCUCCCCUCCCCUCAUACUGUAUCCCUUCUUUUUCUUCCCCUUUGGUGACCAGACCCUGUCCUGUCUAUGUAUUAUAUCUAUGGACAGACUGGUUUUACAAUUUGGUUGUACUGUACUUGUACUGUUGCAAUGACAAAUUAAAGCUCCAUCAUCAUGUUACACUACAGCGGUGCAGUAAUAUUACAGCAGAGGGCGCUAUUUACUGUAAGAACUUUGUUUUUCCCAUUUAAGGCUCAGAGUUUUGUCUCGUCUGCAAACAAACCUGAUGUUGAGUCCCUAGUGUUUGAUGAGAGUUUGUUGUAGUUUGUUUUUUAUUUGUCAUAUCAUACUACUGAUAUCCAGAUAUUAACACAU